AUGUCCGCAGAAGUCAACCCCCCUAGGCGGUUCUUGUCGCUAGCAGAGCUUGCCACGAACAAAAUCAUCCAGAAUAUCGGCAAGAUCAAUGAUAUAGGUGCUACGCCGUUCCAUCUUUUGGCCCCUGUCCUUGAGCGAAUGAAUGCAAAACAACUCAACCAAAUAGAGUCAACUAGUCCCCAGAUUGUUCCUGAGUCCGACAAGCUAUGGCGUAUCCUUAUCGAGAAGGACUUUCCUAACAGACCCCUUCCCACCAAGAAGGCGGUGGAAACAGAAGUGAUGCCCAACAGAGCAGCAUACCACAAGUAUCUCGAGGACCGAGAAUCCUUCCGGAAUGAUCUGGCAAGGAGACUAAGACGGAUAACUGAAAAGUUGAAGCUGGAGAAGUCAGCCAAUAAGAUCGUCAAAGUCCAAGAAUUACUAAAAGAUCCCACCGUGAAAAGGAAGAAUUGGUCCGGAAGCCCUGGUGGCUUUCCAAGAUUCAACACCCCGGCUAUCCGAGGUAAUUCUAUCUUAAGCAAAGCUAGAAGAGACUUACAGAAUAGGUCAAUGAUGUUUCCCCAGAAAAUAAGUCGUUAUGAUCCGUACGAUGCAUUCAAA
Molecule: messenger RNA, 600 nt
Organism: Suhomyces tanzawaensis NRRL Y-17324
Lineage: Eukaryota; Fungi; Ascomycota; Pichiomycetes; Serinales; Debaryomycetaceae
Gene: ELA1
Product: elongin A
Exons: 1
Biological process (GO): transcription elongation by RNA polymerase II
Cellular component (GO): elongin complex; nucleus
Source: RefSeq, a predicted model, not a curated record